Trichoplax adhaerens is the source of this 477-nucleotide messenger RNA. RefSeq lists its product as uncharacterized. The annotation marks the transcript as partial. NCBI's taxonomy places the organism in Eukaryota, Metazoa, Placozoa, Uniplacotomia, Trichoplacea, Trichoplacidae. Gene Ontology annotation, biological process: response to oxidative stress. Gene Ontology annotation, cellular component: nucleus. The record is from RefSeq and is a predicted model, not a curated record. The transcript has 4 exons.
CUGCUUCUACCCGAACAGCUCUCUGAAAAUAUGCCCUCUCGGUGUAUCGGUUACAAUUGGUACAUGAUUUAUAGCACUUUCUUACAUGGCAUUAGCCUGAAAACUUUGUACAGAAAUAUGGCUGAAUGGGAUACACCAGUUUUGUUAAUAAUAAGGGACAUGGAUGAAUAUGUAUUUGGUGCUGUAGUAUCUUCUGAAAUUCGAAUAAGUGAUGGCUACUAUGGCACAGGGGAAUCAUUUAUGUUUACUAUAAAACCCGAGAGAAAUAUAUAUCAAUGGACUGGGCAUAAUCAUUAUAUUAUUAAAGGCGAUACGGAUGGCUUUGCUAUAGGGGGAGGAGAUGGCCAUUUUGGUUUAUGGAUGGAUGAAGAUCUGUAUCGCGGCAGUUGUCAUCCGUGCCAAACUUUCGAUAAUGAAAUCAUGUCAAAAACUGAGCAUUUUUAUUGUCAAGCUCUAGAAGCAUGGGGAUUUGCCUAG